Pelobates fuscus (common spadefoot toad) is the source of this 2612-nucleotide messenger RNA. RefSeq names its product nuclear transcription factor Y subunit alpha (gene NFYA). Gene Ontology annotation, molecular function: DNA-binding transcription factor activity, RNA polymerase II-specific; DNA binding. Gene Ontology annotation, cellular component: CCAAT-binding factor complex. Gene Ontology annotation, biological process: regulation of transcription by RNA polymerase II. The transcript has 11 exons. Lineage: Eukaryota; Metazoa; Chordata; Amphibia; Anura; Pelobatidae. The record is from RefSeq and is a predicted model, not a curated record. The coding region runs from base 152 to 1153 and encodes 333 amino acids.
CUGGCGCCUUUGUCCUUCCGCCAUUUUGAGCAAUCAAGGCGCUGAUUGGGCUUGGAGCUCCGGUUCUGGAACCAAUCAGAGCGGAGAGAAGAACCGAGACCGGGAGAGGAGGUACAGUCCAGCUAUCUCACUUUUAUUGUGAUCAAGAAAGAUGGAGCAGUACACAACAAGCAGCAAUGGUUCUCCAGAGCAGAUUGUGGUGCAGGCCGGACAGAUUCAGCAGCAGCCGGGUGCGGUCACUGCUGUCCAGUUACAGACAGAGGCUCAGGUGGGAGCAGCCUCAGGACAGCAAGUUCAGACCCUCCAGGUAGUACAAGGGCAGCCACUCAUGGUCCAAGUCAGUGGAGGACAGCUUAUCACUUCCACUGGACAGCCGAUAAUGGUGCAGGCCAUGGGAGGCCAGGGACAAACCCUGAUGCAGGUGCCAGUAUCAGGGUCUCAAGGGCUGCAACAGAUUCAGCUAGUACAACCAGGGCAGAUACAGAUCCAGGGAGGUCAAGCGCUUCAGGUACAAACCCAGCAAGGUCAGCCACAGCAAAUAAUCAUUCAACAGCCACAGACAGCAGUAACUGCUGGACAAAGCCAGGGCCAGCAGCAGAUAGCUGUUCAGGGCCAGCAGGUUGCACAGACAGCAGAAGGGCAGACUAUUGUGUAUCAGCCUGUAAAUGCCGAUGGAACCAUCCUGCAACAAGUGACAGUCCCUGUUACAGGAAUGAUCACCAUACCUGCAGCCAGUUUGGCCGGAGCCCAGAUUGUCCAGGCUGGAACAAAUACGAAUACCACCAAUAGCGGCCAAGGGACCGUCACUGUCACCCUCCCUGUGACUGGAAAUGUGAUGAAUUCAGGAGGCAUGGUGAUGAUGGUGCCAGGUGCUGGCUCUGUACCUGCUCUGCAAAGGAUACCACUGCCAGGAGCUGAAAUGCUUGAGGAAGAACCCUUAUAUGUGAAUGCCAAGCAGUAUCACCGCAUCUUGAAAAGGAGACAAGCACGAGCCAAACUUGAGGCAGAAGGAAAGAUUCCUAAAGAGAGGAGAAAAUACUUACAUGAGUCACGUCAUCGCCAUGCUAUGGCCAGAAAACGUGGGGAUGGUGGACGCUUCUUUUCACCAAAAGAAAAAGAAGGGCACCACAUGGAGGCUGUAGAGUUUCAUUAAGCACAGCAACAAGAUGGAGCCGAUUUGUAACGGAUUCAUCUCAGGGAAGAGACGUUUACACCAAUGAUGCCAUCACUCUGACAUCAGAAAAACACCACCAUGAUGACAGAGUUUUGUUACAUCCUAUUGUCUUUCAGCCAUUUAUCACCUCUAACCAGUGUACAGCUGUCUCUUUAUAAUCUGCCGUGCACCCAAACAUUUCUCACAUCUUAGAUUUUUGCAUGCAAACACAGACUCCCUUCGAUAGGAGUCUAUCUCCAACACCUUGUGAGUACAAGGUCUGAAAUUGCAUAGAUGUGCUCUUCUUGGAAUAGUCUUCCAGCCCAAUGUUUUCCUAUUCCUAUAGGCUAGAGGAAGAGGGCAAGGAUGGAAAUGUUUUUCAGUAUUUAAAGUACUUACUGAGAGAACUUGAAAUCUCUCCAGUCAUUGAAAGUUUUAUGGCUUAUACUCCAGUUGUUCUCAGCAAGACAGUGUGUUUUAUGUUGUAGCUGAGAUUUUACUUGUACAUAACCUCUUUGUAGUAUGACAGUCCUGCAAAGUCAUGUGGCCUGUCGUGAAGGGUAUAACUUGUUUCUACAUUUUUGCUUUAUAAUGGGUCUGGGUCUUUUUAUAACUGUAAUAAAGAUGCAUUAGUUUUAGGGAUUACCUCCUGGGUUGAAGAGUUUAAUUUUGGGAUAAACAUUUAUGGAAGAGUGGGGCGAAGGCUAAAUACGUGGAAAAAUAUAGUAAGAUAAGUUAUAAUGUAAUAGUAUCCUGAUAAGGACUUGCAAUAUGGAAUUUAAGGGACACUCUAGACUCCUAAAGAAAUUUAGCUUGCUGGAAAGCUUUGUGUGAAGACCAUUUAUUUCAUUUUGCAAAAACUACAGAUUUCAAUAAAAAUUUACACUUUUAUAAAUUAACCUUGUUUACACCACCCUGGUGGUAAACCCCGUCCUGUUACUUUCUGAUUUGGUUAGCUCAGUGGAGCUAAACUCAAGAGGCAGCAAUUGCCCAGAGCAUCUACUUUGCAAAGAUUAUGCAAAGAUUAUGUGGACAGCCACAUAAAGUUUAGAAAGUGUUAGAAGGGGAGGACUUGCAAAGACUACAGACAACAGAACUGCCAGUUUUGCAAACUGUUUUAAGGUGUACCGCCAAUGAAAAAAUACAUAAUUAAAUGCAUGCAUGUUUUCAUUUGGGGUAUAUCUACUAAACAGUGAUUUGUAUUUAGGCAGGGAAGUGUCACUUUAAUUUUACAAGACCAUCAAAAUGUUUUAUGGGAUCGCAAAUACGUUUCCACAAAAACUGUAUUAUGGAUAGAUCAGAGUGCAAGUCAGUUUGCUAAACUACUUGCAGAAAACACCGUGUUAAACUGCAUGCAGGUGUAUGUCACAUUUCUAGGUGUCUGGGGAAUUAGAAGAGGCGUAAAAAAUUGUGAAUUUGUUACUUGAUUUUUUUUGUAUAUAGGUUUUUUUAUAUAUAU